AUGUCGUCGGAUCCUCGGAACCCUAAUCCUCCUCCUCCUCCACCUCCCGGUUCUUCGUCAUCCGCGCUUCCGGCGGGGGGCAGCUAUUUCCCGCUCCCUUUCCACCUGCAGCAGCAGCAGCCGGUGGCGACCUACCAGUACCAGCAGCUGCAGCAAGCUCAGCAGCUCUUCCAGCGGGACGCGCAGACCAUCACCCCCGAGGCGCUCGAGAGCGUCAAGGCCGCCCUCGCCACCAGCGACGUCCUCGACCCCUCUGCUGCCAGGGCCUCCGCCUCCUCCUCCGACGCUGCCGCCAAGAAGAAGACAAUACCUCGUCGUGCAGCCGGACAGUCCUGGGAGGAUCCUACCCUCACCGAGUGGCCCGAAAAUGACUACAGGUUGUUUUGUGGAGAUCUAGGUAACGAAGUUAAUGACGAUGUUCUCUCAAAAGCCUUUUCGCGGUUCCCCUCCUUCAAUAUGGCAAAGGUUGUUAGAGAUAAGAGGACUGGCAAAACAAAAGGUUAUGGAUUCGUCAGUUUUUCAAACCCUACAGACCUUGCUGCAGCAAUAAAAGAAAUGAAUGGAAAGUAUGUUGGGAAUCGCCCUAUUAAAUUGCGUAAGAGCAAUUGGAAGGAGAGGACAGAUGUCGAGGCUCUACAAAGACAAAAGAAUCAUAUUCAGAAGAAACCUAAAACACAAAAGAAGGGUAUUCUUCACAAGUAA
Messenger RNA from Triticum turgidum subsp. durum (durum wheat), 702 nucleotides. The record is from the annotation of a GenBank genome assembly. NCBI's taxonomy places the organism in Eukaryota, Viridiplantae, Streptophyta, Magnoliopsida, Poales, Poaceae.